UUUGUGAAUGGUAAGGCGGUACCUGGGACACAUGACAGAUCCCAGAAGCCGCCGGACCAAUCACAAGGCACAAGUGCUUCUCGCUCAUGCGCACUGGGCACCCGGCUGUCAUGUCGAGCGCCAUUACAGAAGCCGGGAAGACAGCGCGCGGCUGGAUCGAGGAACAGGUAUGCUCCCCCAAAAGGUCAGCAGUCAUCUGUACUGUCCGCAGUCUCUGGUCAUCCCUGUACUGUCCGCAGUCUCUGGUCAUCCCUGUGCUGUCCGCAGUCUCUGGUCAUCCUCUGUGCUGUCCGCAGUCUCUGGUCAU
Messenger RNA from Staurois parvus, 307 nucleotides. NCBI's taxonomy places the organism in Eukaryota, Metazoa, Chordata, Amphibia, Anura, Ranidae. The record is from the annotation of a GenBank genome assembly.